GUAGGGGUAAACAAAAAACCAUUUCUAAGAAUAGGAGGAUCAACUGUUUGUAACUUUCACAAGGGAGAGCUGGAUUUAGAAUUAGUGUUUAUUUCGGUGGGAUUCAGCUGCUGUCUAUCUAUCAUUGGCCUGAUUUAUACCAAUCACAACACAGACAAAUAUUGGCAUCUCUUUGGCAGCGACUUCAAUAUGUGUUAAUCAAAAGAUUUUCCUCUUCUUUCUCAUAUUCCUUCGGCCUUAGAUUUGUCGAAUGACGGAAUUUUAUUUCUGAGGAAAUAUUUCGCAUUGAUUUGCAGCUGGUGUAUUUUUCUUGGGGCUUAAUGGUGUUAAAUUGAACAUGGAUUGGAUUUGAUAUUGAUAAAAUAUGAUUUUGAAGCAAGUGAUAAGAUAUUGCUUUGAAGAUUACGUAGAAGUCUUUGAUAGUUGUGAUAUUGAUAUCUACUGUAGAUUAUAAAUGUGUAGUAGGGCAUUUGCCAUUUCUGCCCCACUCCAUGCGUUGGAAGCUCCCAUUGUGAGCAUGAGCAGUCGAAAAAUGAGCAGUUCAAGCUCCAGCUCACUUGUGACGUACAGAAACUUGGGGAAGUCUGGACUGCGUGUAUCAUCUCUAGGACUGGGAACGUGGGUGACAUUUGGUGGACAAGUUACAGAUGAGGUGGCAGAAGAAAUACUUACUUUAGCAUAUGAAAGUGGAAUCAAUUUUUUCGACACAGCUGAGGUGUAUGCGGCAGGAAACAAACACGACAACCCAGAUUUACCACCCUCUGCUUUCGAGGCUAUGCAGGAAGCUAGUGAUGGAGCAGAGAUCACCUUGGGAAAGAUCCUGAAGAAAAAAGCAUGGAGAAGAUCAAGUUACAUCAUAUCCACCAAACUCUAUUGGGGUGGAAAGGCAGAAACAGAGCGAGGUUUGUCAAGGAAGCAUAUCAUUGAAGGACUGAAGGGUUCCUUAGACAGGCUACAGUUAGACUAUGUUGAUAUUGUGUUUGCUAAUAAACCUGAUCCUCACACUCCUAUGGAAGAGAUAGUUAGGGCUUUUACAUUUGUAAUCAAUCAAGGCUGGGCAAUGUACUGGGGAACUUCAAGGUGGUCGCCUACGGAAAUCAUGGAGGCGUACUCUGUAGCAAGGCAGUUCAAUCUCAUUCCUGCCAUUGCUGAACAGGCAGAAUAUCACUUAUUUCAACGAGACAAGGUGGAAAUAGCCAUGCCAGAAUUGUACCACAAAAUUGGUGUUGGCACAAUCACCUGGUCACCUUUAGCAGGGGGUAUUCUGACAGGAAAAUAUGAUGAUGGUGUUCCUAUUUACUCUAGGGCAGCUCUCAAGGGAUAUGUGUGGUUAAAAGACAAAAUUUUGAGUGAAGAUGGUCGACGCCAACAAGCCAAACUCCGGGAGGCAGCAGUGAUAGCAGAUAGAAUUGGAUGCUCCAUUACUCAACUGGCUAUUGCCUGGUGUUUGAAAAAUGAUAAUGUAAACAGUGUAUUACUCGGGGCCUCCACUGUUGAUCAGUUGUACACAAAUAUACAAGCUUUACAGUGGGUUCCAAAACUGACACCAGCCAUCAUGGGAGAACUUGAUAAAAUCCUGGGAAACAGACCAGGAAGACGGGAUGGAUUUAACAGGUCAUCAAGACGAUCCAUUCAGACUCAGCCUAAAACAUAACUCUGUGGGUAUGACACUUUCUCCUGUCAAGUAUGCACAUUCUAGUUCUCAUGGCAGUUAGGCCAAAAAUUUCAAUCACAUGAAUCUGUUGUUAUUUUAUACUUCUGUAGUAGGACCUAAAAACAGAAGACUUUUUUCUUCUUCUGUGGUUCAAUAUAUAAUCAGCCUGUAAAUUUAUUAAGGCAUUGGAAGUUUUGAAAUCCCCUUUUUAGGGUUUGUAACAAUUUUUUUUUUAAUUUUAAAGAAUGUAUUAAAGAUCAUUUUUCAUUUUGUAAAAGAAAUUAAACAACAUGUAGUUGCAAACAACUCUUUUUUUCAAGUAUGAUAUUAUAUAGUGUAUAAAAAAGUAUGU
This is a messenger RNA of Saccostrea echinata, 2006 nucleotides long. RefSeq names its product voltage-gated potassium channel subunit beta-2-like. The transcript is spliced from 16 exons. Lineage: Eukaryota; Metazoa; Mollusca; Bivalvia; Ostreida; Ostreidae. Bases 455 to 1654 code for a protein of 399 amino acids. Gene Ontology annotation, biological process: regulation of potassium ion transmembrane transport; transmembrane transport; potassium ion transport. The record is from RefSeq and is a predicted model, not a curated record. Gene Ontology annotation, molecular function: voltage-gated potassium channel activity; potassium channel regulator activity; transmembrane transporter binding. Gene Ontology annotation, cellular component: cytoplasm; membrane; voltage-gated potassium channel complex.